AUGACGGAGGAACAUGAGAAUUUUUAUGAAAACCGAGAAGAUAUACUUCGUGAUCAUAAGAAUCCUAUUGAGGAGGAAAAUGAUGAAGAUGAUGAUGAUCCUAUCUUGGCAGAAGACCCACCAUUGACAAAUGAAAACCCUGCAAAUGAUCAAGUGCCUCAGGUUCCAUUUCCAUCAACAAGUCAAGACAGUCGCCGAGCUACCAUAAAAGGACUUGUUUGGAAGGUGAAAAAGUUUGUUUUGAAUUCUGACCAGACUACUUUUCUUGGCAACACCACAUAA
Parnassius apollo (apollo) is the source of this 282-nucleotide messenger RNA. The record is from the annotation of a GenBank genome assembly. Lineage: Eukaryota; Metazoa; Arthropoda; Insecta; Lepidoptera; Papilionidae.